Malus domestica (apple) is the source of this 790-nucleotide messenger RNA. NCBI's taxonomy places the organism in Eukaryota, Viridiplantae, Streptophyta, Magnoliopsida, Rosales, Rosaceae. The record is from RefSeq and is a predicted model, not a curated record.
ACACCAAAACACAAUAUCUCUUUACUUAUUUCCUCUAUAAAUCUCCCACAACCAUUGCUACUGCAAACCAGUCACAAAUGGAAAAGCUCAGAAGAUCGUCCAAAAACAAGACCGAUAUCGCUUGCAAGAGGCACCCGAAACACCAACAAUCGCCGGGCGUUUGCUCCUUGUGCUUGAAGGAAAAGCUAGAACGAGUUGCUCACAAGCUCUCGACUUAUUCUAUCCCCUACUUGCAUAGAAAUUUGUCCGCUUCUCCUUCUACGACUUCUUCUUUAUCGUCGUACUACUCGUCCUCUUCGGCUUCUUCUUCUUCAUCUCCUGCGCCAGGUUACGAGCAAAAGGGUUCGAUAUCUUGGUUGUUGAGCGGUGAAAAUAAUGUGCUUAGUAAAAGUAGGUCGCUGGUGAAUUAUUUUCCGAGACGAAAGAGGGAGAUGGGAAGUGAAGAGAAGAAGAAGAGUCGGUUUUGGACAAAGUUGCUUCGUCCCAUAAGUAAGCGGAGGGAAGAGGGUUUGAUGCACUCUAGGACUGUGAGAGAGAUCAGGGUUCCUAAUAGGAUGCCUUGAACUUUGAAGGCCAAAUUUUUUUUUUAUUUUUAUUGUUGUUCUUUUUCUUGUUUCUUGAUAGAUUAGAAUGUACGUAGCAGACUUCUGAUCACAAUUUUUGAAUCAGAAAGCUGACAAAAGGAAAGAAAUCAAAGAUUGUACUAUUAAUUUGUGCAUAUAUACCAGCCUAUAUAUAUGUUUAAAUAUUAUGUAUCGUUCGAUUAAUGUUUAAUUAGCCUUGGAAUUUA